Messenger RNA from Macaca mulatta (Rhesus monkey), 734 nucleotides. NCBI's taxonomy places the organism in Eukaryota, Metazoa, Chordata, Mammalia, Primates, Cercopithecidae. The record is from RefSeq and is a predicted model, not a curated record.
GCCGUCUCCACUGAGACUCCGGAUCCUAACAGCUGGAAGCUAAAAACAGGCUCCAUGGAGUACACAGGGAGCAAAUAUAUCGGGGAAUAUGUAGAUGGGAGGUAAGAAAGGUGACCUUUACAGGGCUUGAGACACUUAUCCUACUCAGCAGGAUGGAGGGCAAAGCCAAGUACAUCCUCCCUACUGAAACAAUAUAUGUUGGGGAAAUGAAGGACGGUGUGUUUCAUGGCGAAGGAACUCUGUACUUCCCCAGCGGGAGCCAAUAUGACGCUGUUUGGGAAAAUGGAUUGGCCAUAAAGGGCACAUACACCUUUGCAGACGGGCUGCACUAUGAUGAGAAGAACUGGCAUUACUGCGACGGCUAUGAUCGGAGGUUUUACACAGAGAUCCUCAAUGGCCUGAAGCCUGCAGGUAUGGCUCAACUCACCAAUAUGGACCCACCUAGAAAAAUACCCAAGGGCUAUUACGAUUGUGGAGACGGCUUCUAUAACCCCGUCACGAGGGUAAUCAAGGACUACAGGAACCGCUUUCUGAGAAAUGCAGAUGAUGACGAGCACGAGUGGAUCACCCGUACCUGUCGAAAGGGCUAGGACGAGAUUUUGAGUCACAGGCCCGAGCUGUGAACUCUGUGGCUGCCUCCACCAGAGGUUUCCAUCUGCCCUGCUGGCACUGGCUGCCCUGGGGGACAGAACCUGACUUUUAACUUAGGAAUAAAGACUUUCUGCAGUCAGUGG